AUGGCAGAGGAUCCCGAGAAGAAAUUCCACUCCAUCAUGGACAAGCUCUUUAGUUCCUCCAAGUCCUCCUCUCUUAGUUCGUCCAUGGGAGAAUCGUCGAGAGGGAAGAAGCGGCCGAAUCCCGAGUCUGCAUUAGCUUUAGUGGAACCAAGAUCGAUGGUGGAUAUCCUCGAUGUUUCUCGGCGCUCUUCAGUAGCUCAGAGCAAUGCUCCAUUGUGUAGACCGUGGGACAGAGGUGACUUAAUGAAGAGGGUGGCUACUUUUAAAUCCAUGACUUGGUUCGGCAAGCCAAAGGCUGUAAAUGCUGUGAACUGUGCAAGGAGGGGGUGGAUCAAUGUGGACACAGAUAUCAUAGCAUGCGAAGCAUGUGGUGCACGUCUCCUUUUUUCAACUCCAUCAUCUUGGCCACAGCAGCAAGUUGAAAAAGCAGCAUUGGUAUUUAGCUUAAAGCUGGAUAGUGGACACAAGUUACUGUGUCCAUGGGGUGACAACGCAUGUGAUGAAAGAUUGGCAGAAUUUCCUCCCACCCCCUUUCCGGUUCUAGCUGAUAAAUUCAAAGAACGCUCCUCAAAACUUCUGCAGCUCCUGGCACUUCCUGUAGUUUCAUCCUCAGCCAUCGAAUACAUGAGAAGUCCACAGCUGGAAGAAUUUCUUAGCCAGUCUUUAACACUCGACCUCUGCAAUGAAUCUCCCAGUAUGUCCGAAAUAGAGUUCUUGGGAAAUGAGAAAGAAGCUGACUGUGCAAACUUGUAUUAUCAGGCGCAAAAGUUAAUUAGUCUGUGUGGUUGGGAACCACGUUUACUACCUUAUGUUGUUGAUUGCAUUGAGAAACCAAAGGGGUCUGAAAUUUUGAAGUCAUCUCUUGCUGAUUCUACAAGAAAUAGUUCAAGUAAUGUCCGCUCAGCUGCUACUGGAGAAAGAGAGGUUAAUGAAGAAGGUGGGAACAAUAUUGUCUCGUCUGUUGAUCCUAAUUCCAUUGUUUUAGAUUGUGGGCUUUGCGGAGCUAGUGUGGGAUUGUGGACCUAUUCUACAGUUUCAAGGCCUUUGGAGUUGUUUAGGGUGGCUGGAGUAGUAGAAGUAAAUGGCAACAGGAGUGGCGGGCAAGAACUAGAAAAUGCAGAUCCUGUUAACAAAGACGGAGUUUUAACUUCGUCCUCAAAUAGUUUUCUGUUUCCCCCCACAAAUAUGAAAUUCACUAUUGCUGGGGGUCCUCCGCCAACAAAGCAGAACUUCAAAGCAACAGUAUCACUGCCUGUUAUUGGGAGGAAUUUGAGGGCCAGGCUGUCAUAUGACAAGGAUUUUGGAGACCAUUCAAGUGGAAGCCAGUUGGAUCCUGCAUCUCAGUCUGAAAAAUUAAUUAUGUCGAACAUGGAAAGGGAUCACACUGAAGAGAAGGCAGGUGAUAAUCCAUCUCAGUCCGAGACACUGGAGUCGUCAAAGAGAAAAGAAAAUGAUCAAAGGCAGGUUAGUGCUUCAAACAGUGAGAAUCCGUCUGUGAUCAACCCUGGAGGAUGUGAAACUCCUGAAACGGAUAAUGCUCUGCCGCAGUUGGAAGCAAGCACAAGUGUUGUUCCAAAUACGCAUUCAAACCAAUCUGAAAGUUCGACCAUCCAAAACAGUUUGAUAUCUGCUGAAAAAAGCAACAGUGGCACUGGAGGACCACAGAAUCAAGCUAAUGGAGAUGUUUUGCUCUCGGGUACUGUUAAGGAAUUCAAGGAACUUUCAUCAAACAGAAGUAUGGAUUUUGAUCCAAUCAGACAGCACAGGCACUUUUGCCCAUGGAUUGUGUCGACCAACAGUGGCGCACCAGGUUGGCAGCAAACUCUGACUGCUUUGCAACGCCGGAAUGAUCGGUCUAAUUCGUCACGCAAAACUCCUUCAACCUCUUCGAUUAUCAAGGUGAACGAUCCCAUAACUUCAGUUAGAAGGCUUUUUAGGUCUCCAUCAGCCAAAAGACCAAAGCUCACACCCGGAUCAAGCUGA
Messenger RNA from Linum trigynum, 1983 nucleotides. The record is from the annotation of a GenBank genome assembly. Lineage: Eukaryota; Viridiplantae; Streptophyta; Magnoliopsida; Malpighiales; Linaceae.